This is a messenger RNA of Glycine soja, 1240 nucleotides long. RefSeq names its product NAC domain-containing protein 92-like. NCBI's taxonomy places the organism in Eukaryota, Viridiplantae, Streptophyta, Magnoliopsida, Fabales, Fabaceae. Gene Ontology annotation, molecular function: DNA binding. Gene Ontology annotation, biological process: regulation of DNA-templated transcription. Bases 202 to 1143 code for a protein of 313 amino acids. The record is from RefSeq and is a predicted model, not a curated record. The transcript is spliced from 3 exons.
UAAUAUGAAACUAUGUAUGGAUGCAAGUUGUGAAAAGUGGAGAAGCAAUAUAAGACCGACUUCGUCGUCUUGGUGAUGUAAAUGGGCUUAAUUUUUGUGUAUGAUUGUUGUCCGUACUUGUGAUGCAUUACGUUGUUCAGUUAUUGAUAAGGUAGCUUCUUGAAGGGAUCAAUUAUAUUGAAAGGUGGUUCACAAUUAAGAAUGGAAGAAAAGCUACCUCCUGGGUUCAAGUUCCACCCCACAGACGAAGAACUCAUCACAUAUUAUUUAUUAAGGAAAGUGUCCGAUGUUGACUUCACAUCCAAAGCUGUAGCAGUUGUUGAUCUCAAUAAAUCUGAACCUUGGGACCUCCCAGGUAAGGCAUCGAUGGGCGAGAAGGAAUGGUAUUUCUUCAGCUUGAAAGAUCGGAAAUAUCCAACUGGGCUUCGAACCAACCGAGCCACUGAAUCAGGGUAUUGGAAAACCACAGGAAAAGAUAAGGAAAUAUUUGGUGGUGGAGUUUUGAUAGGGAUGAAGAAAACCUUAGUCUUUUAUAUGGGCAGAGCUCCUAGGGGUGAGAAAAGUAACUGGGUUAUGCACGAAUAUAGGCUUGCAAACAAACAACCCUAUAGAUCUUCAAAGGAAGAAUGGGUGAUUUGCAGAGUCUUCCAAAAGAGCUCAGCACCCAAGAAACCACAGCAGACAUCCUCUUCCCAACCAUCUCAAGAGUCUCCUACCUCAAUGGUCAACGAAUUUGGUGAUGUUGACCUACCAAAUCUAAAUAGCAUUGCAAAUUCAUCCAGUAGCUUCACCAAUAAUAUUGCAUACAAUAUUAAUGGUGAUCCUAGCAAUGCUGUUAACACCAAUAUGAACUUGACCAUGAAUUGGCCUUCUGGAUUUCUGAAUCCAAACCUUUCUGUGAAUUCAUUGCUUCUCAAGGCAUCACAGCUUAGAAAUACUUAUCAACAAAGAGAAGCUGCGACCAGUAGUGAUCAUCACUUUGCAACAUAUGUUCCUCAAGGAUUUUCUCACAAUAAUACUAUUGGAACUGAACAUCACCUCAUGACUCCAAAUCUCAGUGCUACUUCUUCUUCUUCCAAAGCUUUAGAGUAUUCUUGUGUGCCGCAGCAGGAGCAACCAUUUAAUAUGGACUCCAUUUGGUGAACGAAGUUAAUUAUAUGUAAACCCCUUGUGAAUUAUUGUCCUAAGUCCAAACUCUUCAACUUCUGUAUAUAGGUAUAAAUGGUCCCAUUUCAAAGUA